Fusarium venenatum is the source of this 1653-nucleotide messenger RNA. The record is from RefSeq and is a predicted model, not a curated record. Lineage: Eukaryota; Fungi; Ascomycota; Sordariomycetes; Hypocreales; Nectriaceae.
AUGGAUUCUCAUUCGGGCAGUUUCUUGGCCCAGACGUAUCUGGAUCUACGCAGUGGAAAUCUAAGCUCUUCUUCAGCAUGGACCACAGCGGCAAUAGCGACUGUUAUAGCGCUGUCGUUGCUAAAUUAUUUGCUGACACCCCGCGUCGACCCACGUGAACCACCAGUUGUAAAACCAACAAUUCCAUGGAUCGGUCACAUUCUGGGUAUCAUUCGUCACCAGGCAGAUUAUGGCCGACUCAUUCACAAUGCGUACCCCAACCACCAAAUCGUGACUCUCCCCAUGCUCAAUGGCAAACUCUACGCCGUCUUCGAUCCAAACCUUCUUCAAUCACUCCUCCGCAACAAAACCGCGUCAUUCGAGCCGUUCGCAAUUGACUACGCCAAGAAAACAUUCGACCUGACACAAGAAGAGUUCCUGAAAGUAAAAGCACCAGGCGUUUACGAUGAAUUCACCGACGCGAUACACGCGAGCUUCCAAACUGCGAGUUUGCACCAGAUGAACGUCCAUUUCUUAGCCUGCAUCUCAGCGAAGCUGGAUCCUAUGAGCAGUGGGACGAUGCGCGCCCACGCAGACACACAUGGCAAAGAGAAGGUCACAAAUGGACAGCUACAAGUCGAGAACCUGUAUCAGUGGUGUCGGGACGUCAUGUCUUUGGCUACCACGAAAGCUCUCUACGGCGACACUGAUCCCUUCGAACUCAAUCCACAGUUGAUUGAAGACAUGUGGUGCUUCGAAGAAUCCGUCCCCUACUUCCUCCUCUCCCUGUACCCCUCGAUCACGAUGCCAAAAGCCUACAAAGCGCGCUCAACUCUUCAAGACGUCGUUUGCAAAUGGUACUCAGAAGAUCACGACGUUACCGACCCAACCGUAUCAGCCAUCGUCCGCAACCGCGCCGGCGCCCUCCGCAAGAACGGUCUCACGGGCUCCGAGAUCGGGAAAUUCGAAGUCAUCUUACCCAAUGUCGCAACGCUCAAUGCCGUGCCUACUUUCUACUGGCUUCUACUGUACAUCCUCGACCGACCCGAUCUCCUCAAACGUGUGCGAUCCGAAGCCGAAGCCGCAGCUGUGAUAGCGCACGAGAACGGGAAGAAGACAGUGACAUUCAAUAUUGCAGAGUAUGAAGCUAAGCUUCCCCUUCUUGUCAGCUGUUACCGCGAAACGAUGCGUCUCGUCAAUCAGUCCGUCAGUAUGCGCCGCAUCUUAGAGGAUACAACCAUCACGACCCCCGAAGGAACUACAUAUCUCCUCAAAAAGGGAACAGACAUGCAACUCCCAGCUGGCGUAGCCCACUAUGAGCAAAGCGUCUGGGGUCCUGAUGCCAACACUUUCGACCCAGAGCGCUUCCACCCAUCCUCCAAGGGCAGCCCUGACGAGGAGCGAAAACGCAAAGCAGCAUACAUACCCUUUGGUGGUGGACGCCACCUGUGUCCCGGUCGAAACUUUGCCUUUGCAGAGAUCAUUGGCUUUGCAUCUUCUCUGCUACUUGGCUUUGAUGUCGAAGCUACGAGUAUGGGCUUCGGCGAUAUGAAGAAGCUUGGGCCUCAGCUUGCCAGUGGAACGGUGCGUCCUGAAAAGUAUGGCGCUGGUCUUGGUGCGCACAUCAAGAGUAGAGAAGGUUGGGAAAACGUUGAGUGGAAGUUUACGUGCUAA